CUCGAGACGAGAGAGGCCCUCGGCCGGAGACGUGCGUCCCGGAGCUCAUCUCGUCCGGCGUUACGCGACCUCAUGGUGGAGAGCGUGCCUCAACUUGGCGCCAGCGCCCCCGCCCUCGCGCGUGGCGCGCGACCCGACCCCGUUCCGGACUCUCCCCCCGCCCCCGCCGCCUCCUCAUCCUCCUCCUCCAGCGCACGCGCUCGCUCCAAGGCGCCUCGCGGGCGCCGCCUGGGCCUCACCCGCCCCGUGCGCCGCGCCAGCGCCAACGCAGACGCCUCGUCAGUUGGUGCGGGUGACACAGGCGGACGGCGUCAGCCCAGGUAGCCCCUGCGCUUCCUGCAGCCAUGCCCUGGUGCUGAGCUGCUGGCCUGCUAGUGGGCUGCAAUGGAGCACCCAUGCAAACAUUUUGUACUUUGGUAAUUUGAAGAGGGUUGUGCAGGGUAGUGUACCCUCUUAUGUCAGUGCCAUUGAAAAUGAUACACUACACUUUGCAGUUCCAAUUUUUCUUACCUGUUUACCAUACAGUAGACAUAAAUUUCAUGAACUGAAAUUGAUAUGUGUGGUACA
Messenger RNA from Gryllus bimaculatus (two-spotted cricket), 567 nucleotides. NCBI's taxonomy places the organism in Eukaryota, Metazoa, Arthropoda, Insecta, Orthoptera, Gryllidae. The record is from the annotation of a GenBank genome assembly.